This is a messenger RNA of Candida dubliniensis CD36, 6606 nucleotides long. RefSeq names its product Bem2p (gene BEM2). The transcript has a single exon. The coding region runs from base 1 to 6606 and encodes 2201 amino acids. Gene Ontology annotation, biological process: positive regulation of GTPase activity; small GTPase-mediated signal transduction. The record is from RefSeq and is a predicted model, not a curated record. Gene Ontology annotation, cellular component: membrane. Gene Ontology annotation, molecular function: guanyl-nucleotide exchange factor activity; GTPase activator activity. NCBI's taxonomy places the organism in Eukaryota, Fungi, Ascomycota, Pichiomycetes, Serinales, Debaryomycetaceae.
AUGAGAAAGAUUUGGAAUAGAAAAGAUAAAGAUAAACGAAAGAGUGUUUCUCACGAUACUACUAAUUCCCCAAGUAUAUAUUCAAAUCAUCACCUUGAUUCUAAUGAACAUUUACCUGCACAAUCACACCAACAAGGAUCAGAUCAAUAUUCUGAUCACAAUCACCACCGCAACCAUCAACACCACCACAACCACCACAACCACCACAACCACCUUGUCCAUACAGAGUCACAUGAGGAAACAGCUAGUUUUGAUUAUGAAGAUAUGGCAUCUAUACACGAACAACCAUAUUCUUUAUCAGAUAAACAGUCCACAACCAGUACAUCAACUUUGUCUGCAACUACAGGUGCUUCAACAUUGGCAACAUUGAAUACUCAACCACAUACUUAUACAUCAUCAACUAGAGGAGGAGGAGGGGUUACAGGUGUUAGUGGCAGUGGCAGUGGUCCAGGAAAGAAACUCAAUUCUCCUCCGUGCCAAUCACCAGUUGCACCUAAUGUAAAAUUGAAUUCAUUAAUUAAACAUGAUCAUGAUACGACUGUUGCAAAACAUUCUUGGGUUAAUGGUGUUUUCAAUGGGAGUGAAAUCAAUGAAAACAACUUAAAGUUGUUUCGUGCUGAGUUGAAAGGAUCACAUUUGUAUCUUUAUAAGGCACCAUCAAACUUGAAUGUCAAGAAAUUCCGAUUACAAGAACCUCCUAUACCCAAAGAAGUCGAAGCAAUGAUGAAGAGUAAGAACGAUAGUAGCAGUAGCAUCCAUAAUUUCAAUAAUAGUUCCACUUCAUUGGCUAACAGCAACAGUAUCAAUGAAAAUGUUAUUGCUGAUCAUCAUAUUGACAAUGCAACAGUUGAGACCAAUACUUCAACCCUAAUUGAUACAAAACCAUUAGAUAUCUCACAAAUCAGUAGUCCCAUUGUUCAAAAAGCUCCUAGUGUACACCCUCCUCCGUUGGGGUUGAGGAAAAACUCCACCGUGGAAACUACAACAAUUCCAGUCAAUAGAAAUGUUUUUGAGGCACCUUACCCUAGCAGUAUUCCUAACACACCAGUGACUGCACCACCUACAUUACCCAUAACUUCUUCUAUAGAUAUAUCAGAGCACAACAUUACAUAUUACAAGGUUGAAGUCCCCCAUCCAGAUUUACUAUAUGACUUUGAUACACAUCGAUUUUCUGCUCCAUUUUUCAAGGAUGGGAAAAACACAUUAGAAGCAGUUUUCCACUUUUUAUUAUUCAAUCAAGAUCCUUUGGAUACCCGUACUAUCAACACAAUAGUUGAUGUUUUACCCGUUCUACCAGAUUUUGGGAAAAUAAUGAGGUUUUUCUCUCUCUACGUGCAAAGCAUAUUUGAGAAGAAAUUUGAUGGUAUGACAAACUUGGAGUUGGUUGUUGCCAGAGUUUUACAGGUGUUAAAAAAUUUGGAAGAACAUUUUGAUGGAUUUUUAUUAAAAUCUGAUAUUGCCCCCUAUAUUUUGAAAGUAUUGGAAAUGAUUAAUCAUUACGAUAUUGAGGAUAUCACUAUUUUCAAAAACAAAAUGCUUCAAAAGCAACAAGUGUUGAUAGAUUUGCUUAAUAAUGAUAACUUGCCACUUAAUGUUCAACCAUUUCAAGACUUGAAUUCCACAGUAUUUAUGAAAGAAAUUAAUUUGAUUGAUUUUGCCUAUACUAUCAGUGAAAUUGAUUUAAAGUUUUUUGGCAAUUGGAAUUCCAACAUUGAUAAAUCUUUAUUACUAUAUUCUUCAAUUAGUGAUGACACCAAUCGAGAUUUUUUCUACAAAAAGAACCCCUUAAUAUUCAAUAAUGAUUAUCACGUUCAUUAUUUGUCAAGAUUGUUGGUAAACCAUUUGUUUGUGGAAAAUUCGAGCACCAAUAUGAGUUCAGCUAAUUUGGAAAACAAAGCGAGAUUAUUGGAAAAAUGGAUUGAUUUAGGGUGUUUAUUAGAUAAAUCAGGAAACAUGUCAUCCUGGUUGGGUAUAUCAUCAGUCAUAUUGUCUCAACCCGUUUUAAGAUUAACCAAAAUCUGGUCGUUAGUGGCACCAGAUUAUAUUAGACUAUUGAAAAGUGAUUGGUCACCAGUUUUGUUUGAGUUGGACAGAAGAUAUUUGGUUAAUGAAUCUACCAUUGACCAUGGCAAGUCAAACCAUUUGGGUAACGAAGAAUCGAGAGAUUUGAGCACCAAGGACUCUUAUCAUAUCAUGGCACCAAGAGGUUUAGGAAAAAUUUACCCUAAGGAAAGAGUGAUUCCCUUCUUUGGAGAUUUAGUAAUUAACAACAGUGGCAACACUAUAGAUAAGAGUAUUGAUAUUUAUGAAAUUGAAUCGAUAUGGAAACGAGUAAAUUAUUCCUUUGAUAGGUGGAAUCACUAUUUGGCCAACUUGACCAAUUAUGAUGAAAUUAUCAAAUAUAAUGACGAUGUUUUACGUCGAUAUGAUUCUAUGGGAUUUAUAUUUUCCAAUGAAAGCUUAAACCAAGUAUUAUAUUUGGGCCCAAAUAAUAGUGACGAUAGACAACUUGAAAAUGUGCCAUCACCAAUAAAGCACCAAGAAUUGAAUAAUGAUAUAAAGAACAAACUCUUACGUUUGAUUGAAUUGAAUUGUGAUUCGAUAAAUAUGGAGAAAAUCAUGAAAUUAUCUAUCAACUUAGAACCAGAGCUUCCAGAAGCGUAUUUGGAUGCCACUACGUCCAUUUCUGUUGCCCCAUCAACACCACAUGAAUCAACAAUAUUGAAAAGCAAUUUUAAUAGGUCUAAUUUGUCUGUUAGUUCAAUCGAAUCAUCAGUCUCCCUUAGUGAGACACUGUUGAGUGAAUCUAACCCUGCUUCUCGAAUUCCUAGCUUUAACAACAAAUUUUUCAAAAUUGAUCUAGGGAAAUACGAUGAGUUGAUGAAUACAGGUGACAAAACAGACCCACAACCAUUAGAUCCAUCUGUGAACAAGCACAAUUUUGUUAUUGAUAAUGAAUUGACUUUCAGAAUUGAUGAUUUUAUAUCUGAAUUGGAUAAUAGCUCUACUAGUUCUGUUACUGGUAGUGGGACUGCUGCUGGUGGUGGUGGUGGUGGUAGUAGUGGCUAUGACGAUUUUGCUGGAGGUGACGACGACGAUGAUGUUCCAGGUUUGGGUAUCGAUGUUGAUGAUAUUUUGAAUUCGGAUAAGUUCACAAAUUUUCUGAUGUCACCAAAGGCUAAUAAUUCCAAGUCUUCUAAAAGGAAAUUAAGUAUCGAUGGAAGUAUGAAAAAAAUUUACAAAUUUAUUCCUAAAUAUGCCACUGUUGACAGAUUGAUUGACUUGUUGUUACUCGACUCCAAGUAUUUCCACCGUGAUGUUCAUCUUGAUUUGACGGAAUAUAGAUUUGUGUUUUUAUUAAACUACAAUUCAUUCAUGACAACAAAGGAUUUGUUAGAUAAAUUAGCACACAGGUUUGUAAAUUCAGGAAAUGCAGUGAUAUCGGUUAUGAAAAAGAAUUAUUUACUCAAAAAAUUGAACCAUGAAUCCGACAGGACGAAGAUGGAACCAAACUUCAACCAGGGAACCCCACAAUUGGCUAUGAAUUUCCCCAACUGGAAUUUGGAUACUGCAGUAGAUUUGAAUGAAUUGGGAGAGGUUGACUAUGAAUUGUUACUCAAGAUUCAGAUCAAUAUAUUGAAAGUGUUGAUUGUUUUGAUAAAUAAUUUCUAUUCCAAUUUUUCUUUGGAUUUGGCCAAUAAGAGUAUAUUAAUCAAAUUACUCAAAUUGUUUAGCAAUGAAAUUUUACAGUGGUACAACUCAAACAAAAUCGAUAAUACUUUGGAGAAAUCGUUUGAGAGUUUGGUAACUUAUUACAAGAAAUUGAAAAAAUUGUUUGUGAAAAAAACUUACAGACCAGUUGAAGUGCUGAAAUUUGAUGAAUAUUUGAUUUCUGAAUUUAGAUUCAACAAUUCUCUUCACGAAGUGCCGAUGAAUAGAAACUUACCAAGUCACAGAAAUGUUCAUAAAAUCGAAAAGUUCUUGUAUAAAUUCAACAAACUAUUAGCGGUGUUUUACAAAGGAAUAAAAACCGAAGAUUGGGUUAGAGUGUACAAGAUUUUGGAAAACUCGUUUGAAAGAAAUUCCUUAUUAGAUUUCAGCUUACAAAAACCCACAGUACUGGAUGACCAAAUAAUAGUCUCCAAUAUUUUCAAUUUUUUCGAAUCUUUGGUCAUUCCUGAUGAACGUCAGUUGUUGUUGAAAAAAUUCCCACUUGUUUUCCGUAAAUUGUUCAAAGUGUACUUUAAAUUCAAAAGCUAUUUGUUGGUGCAAUUGACUGAUUUGAAUAUAACCACUGAUGAGAGAUUGGAUAGAAUGAAGACAUUGUUGAUAAUGGCUAAAGUUUCAAAAUUGAAAAUGAGUGAUAAUCAAUUCAUUUUUGAAGGUAGUGGUAAUAUUCCAUCUUGUAUUGAGACAGCAAUUAUUAAUGUGAUUUAUUCACCAGAGAGUCGAAGAUUUUCCAAUUUAUGGGUACGAGCAGCACAAACAUUAACUCAUCGUGAUGGGAACUUUGAUAGUGUUGAACUGUUGUUGCCUCCCAAUAUCACCAUCAAUGAUUUACAAUCGACUGAACCAUUAUUGCCAUGUUUUGGGUGGAUUAUUGAGAACUUAAUUGAAACUGAUAAAUGUCCUUCCUAUUAUAAGAAUCAGAUUAAUUUCAACAAGAGAUAUUUGAUUUAUAAAUUGAUUAGAGAAUUAAGUGUGGAGGAUUUUGAAGGCGAAUCCGGUUCUAAUGAUUUCAGUUUUAAUGAAUCUCGUGAGUUUGACUUUUUAUUAAAAUUGGAUGAAUCAUUGGUGAAUCAGCAAAAUCUUAGAGAAUUUGCCCCAAUUGAAAAAGCUGAGAUUUUCCAGAGAAUUAUGAAAGAACAACAUCAAAUAUUAAUUAUUGAUAAUCAAAAGAAACACAUCAGGGAUUCAAAACGACUUAUCAAGGGAACAAACAAUUUAUCUAUUCGUUCUGCCACUAAUAGCAGUUUCAUCAAUAUCCAUAGUGGAAUCAGUACCAGUAGUAGCACUGUAACUGCCACCACCACCAAUACUAAUAGCAACAACAACAACAUUAACAAUAAUAAUACUACUACUACGAAUAAUAAUGUAUUAAGUGGAAUGCACAAUUUGACAAGAAAAACAUCAAAUACAUCUUUGAAGCGUCAGUCGUUAUCAUACAAAUCGAGCUCAUCGUCUAGAUUUAAAAUAAGUGGAUUAUUUACCAAAUCAAGACCAUUUUCGUUAACUGGGAACACAUCUGCUCCGGAAAGAGUUGUUAGUAUUGAGGAAUUACCAAAUCCAGAAGAUUCUAUUGAACCAAAGCAAAAGCCAUUUGUCGUGAUACCUUUAAAGAACAAAAAGAUUUUCCCCGUGUACCUUAUGCCGUUGUGUUUUAAGAUCGAUUCUGAAACAACUAAUGAUCACUACUUUUUCCAAGCGACAGGUGAUACUGAUUUGAAUGAAUGGUUAGUUAAAUUGAAUUAUGCCAAUAGACAUUGGUUUUAUUCGCGUAUUCUUAAUAACAAGACUACAAACAACAAUCUUGUCUUUGGUGUACCAAUUAGUUUUAUUUGUGUAAGAGAAUUAUCUGUUGUUCCUAAGUUUUUGGAGGCCAUAUUCCAUGAAAUUGAGUCUGAGGGAAUCAAAGAUGUUGGUAUUUAUCGUAUCAGUUCCUCAAUCAGUGAAUUAACUAGCAUUAAGCAAACGAUAGAUAGGACAGGCACUAUCAAUUUUGAUGAACGAGGUUAUGAUACUCAUGCUUUGACUAGUAUUGUCAAAUCCUAUUUCCGUGAAUUACCAGAUUCGUUAAUAACUGAUGAUGCUAUCAGUCAAUUUUAUGAGUUGAAAUUGGAACAAGACAGUAAAAAUCAAAACCAAGAUCGUGAUGCAUUUGAUUUGAAUGCAUAUCAGAAAAUUUUACACUCUUUACCAGUGGUCAAUUUCAAUACUUUGAAAAUAUUGGUAAAACAUUUGAACAAAAUCAGUGAACACAAAGAAGUCAAUAAAAUGACGACAUCUAAUAUUGCUACUGUGAUAGGACCUGCAUUGACAGAAUCUAGUAAUUUGGAUAUUUUAAUUAACAAUUUUGGAUUUAUGAAUUUGGUUUUAGAAAAAUUGAUCAAUAAUUAUCAUGGUGUUUUUGACGAUAGAGAAGAUGAUACUAAUAAAGAGGUUGAAUCGGAUUUGAAUCACGUGCACGAGCAAAAUUCAGAAACAGAGAUUGACAGUGGUCAUGAACUUGAACAAGAGCAAGAGCAAGAACAUGAGCAUGAACAUCAUAUUCAAAUUCACAUCAAGCCGGAACGUGAACCUGAACGUGAACACAAACAAGAAUAUGAUUAUGGUCUCAAGCAUAACCAUGAACAUGUUGAUACAAGUGUGGAUCUGAAAGUGGUAGAAAGACAAUUUCAACAGCAGCUGGAACUCGGACAAGAUCGUGACAAUAUCCCACGUAAGAAGAAUGUUAUUCAAAGUGGUAUUGAAUCUAAUGAUGGAGGUCAUCUUACAAAAGUUGUUUCAGAUGAAACAACAAGAAACAACAAGACAGUCACGAAACCUAAUCAAAACUUUAUUGGUGAAGGGUUCUCCCAGGAAGAAGAGCUUAAAGUACAGUUUUGA